Messenger RNA from Thermothielavioides terrestris NRRL 8126, 980 nucleotides. RefSeq lists its product as uncharacterized. The transcript has 4 exons. NCBI's taxonomy places the organism in Eukaryota, Fungi, Ascomycota, Sordariomycetes, Sordariales, Chaetomiaceae. The record is from RefSeq and is a predicted model, not a curated record. The coding region runs from base 325 to 804 and encodes 159 amino acids.
AAUUAGUCUUGGCGGGACCUCUUUAACGUCUACCACUCCGAGAUCUGGGCCGCCCACGAGCCCCUGUCUCCCCAAGCGGGCGCACGACGGCGCGGGCCACGUCCUUGCCUCGGCGCGCGACUAUGUAUCCGUACACGAACUAGCUUGCUUCUCAUUUCCCAUCUCGGUCUCCCAUUCUUGAACUGUGCGUCUCUCGCUCCAGAUUCCCGCCUAACACACUCGCUUGGUUGCUGUGGCCCCGUUGCUUUGAAAUCCCUCCCGUCGCUCGCUCACCCCACGCCUGUCUCCCACACUCGCUGAGUUCGUCGCAUCACGAGGUUCAAAAUGAAGGCCUUCCUGUUCCCUCUUGCCGUCCUGGCCUCGUCCGCCGCGGCCCAGACCUCGAGUGCCUGCGCUGCCGACUACAUCGUCGAAGCCUGCCUCACCAGCGAGAAGGCAAAGCUCGCUGCUUGCCAGAACACCGACUACGUGUGUCAGUGCAACGAGUACCAGAACAUGAUCACCUGCUUCAACAACUGCCCCAACGACCCCCGGGAGAAGGACGUCGCCGGCCAGCGGGACAUCUUCUGCGGCUACGCGAGCCAGUUCGCUUCUACGACGACCCCGGCCGCCGCCAAGACCUCGGCGUCGACGCCGGCGCAGACCACCGGCGCAGACCAGAACGCCAGCCCGACCGCCGCCGGCGGCAGCACCUCGACCAGCAGCGCCGGCGGACCCGCCAACACCAACAGCGCCGCCGACCUGGUCAUCAACGCGGGCAGCGUCCUGGCUGCCGUUGCCGGUGCUGUUGCUGUUGUGCUCUAAAGAGGGGUGGACGUGGGCUUUGCGUCGGAGGUGUUCCCUCUUUUCUAGGAGAAAGAACUAUGGCUUGCAGCUGCUUGGACCUCGCCUGUCUCGGCACCCUGUCCGCUGUCGUGAAACGCCAUCAAAGACAUCUUCAAGAGCACCGGACGUUGGACGCUAGCCCGGCAACGCAGCGG